Aphidius gifuensis is the source of this 447-nucleotide messenger RNA. It is a transcript of the gene VhaM9.7-b, whose product is annotated as V-type proton ATPase subunit e. NCBI's taxonomy places the organism in Eukaryota, Metazoa, Arthropoda, Insecta, Hymenoptera, Braconidae. Bases 111 to 362 code for a protein of 83 amino acids. The transcript has 5 exons. Gene Ontology annotation, cellular component: proton-transporting V-type ATPase, V0 domain; plasma membrane proton-transporting V-type ATPase complex. The record is from RefSeq and is a predicted model, not a curated record. Gene Ontology annotation, molecular function: proton-transporting ATPase activity, rotational mechanism. Gene Ontology annotation, biological process: proton transmembrane transport.
CCAAAUUUUAACAGCCAACUUCAGCUCGUUGAAUUCAUGUGACCAUCUGAUCACUGUCGUCUAAAAAAUUUUCAUAAAACGCCCGUGAAUAUUAUUAUCAAGAUACAAUAAUGGGUACAGCAGUAUUUCUUCUUAUCACAAUUUUCUGGGGUGUUGUUGGAAUUAUUGGGCCACUGGUUGUCACCAAAGGACCAAACAGAGGGAUCUUGCAGGUGAUGUUGAUACUCACAGCUUUUACAUGUUGGCUUUUCUGGUUGUGUUGUUACAUGGCACAAAUGAAUCCACUUAUUGGACCAAAAUUGUCAAGUCACACAUUGAUGGUAAUGGCCAAAGCAUGGGGUGAAGAAGUUAAAGAAAUGUAAAUAUAUUAAUAAGUUAUAGGUGUUAUCUCAAUAAUAGAAUUGUUUAAAACCCAAAAUUUAUUAUUCAAUCAUCAUUCCGAAUAGA